GUUAUAACCUUGGAAGGCUGGGUGGACAUCAUGUAUUUUGUCAUGGAUGCACAUUCAUUCUACAAUUUCAUCUAUUUCAUUCUAUUAAUUAUUGUGGGUUCCUUCUUCAUGAUUAACUUGUGUUUAGUUGUCAUAGCAACACAGUUCUCUGAGACCAAACAGCGUGAGAGCCAACUCAUGAAAGAGCAACGGAUACGUUUUUUGUCCAAUGCCAGCACGCUGGCCAGUUUCUCUGAACCUGGUAGCUGCUAUGAUGAGUUGUUGAAAUACCUGGUCCAUGUAGCUCGACGGGCCACAAGGCAGCUGACACAAGUCUAUGAUGCAGUGGCCACCAAAGUUGGGUUAACACCAGGAACUUUAUCAAAUAAUAGGACUGAAAGGCCACCACAGAGGCAUCUGCGAAGGAAACGUGCAUCGGUGCACCACUUGAUCCACCACCAUCAUCAUCAUCACCAUCAUUAUCACCUUGGUAAUGGAAGCCUAAGGGCUCCUCGUGCCAGCCCUGAAAUCAGCGAUGUAGAAACUACUUCUUUGCAUAAUGGUACCAAUAAACUUAUGCUGCCUUCCCCUAUGCCAAACAUUCAUGCUCCCCCUGCAAGUACUUCUAGUAAUGCAGAGUCUGUACAUAGUAUUUACCAUGCUGACUGCCAUGUUGAGCCUGUACAACGUAAGUCCUCCCUCCCUCCACAGAAUGCUGGACAUCGCAGUUUAGAAGGUCUUCAGAAGAAUAUUGCUGGAAGCAAAAACUAUCCCACUGUCCAUCCUAGCAUACCCCAUGAGAUGAUAAAAGGAAAGACUUUAGGAGAUUUAGCUGGUCACACAGGAGGAAGUACACUGACGAAUCUCAACAUUCCAGUCGGAGCUUACAGCACUAUGCACAAAGUGUUGGAAAACCAAAGCACUGGCCCAUGCAAAGGUUCCUGCAAACUCUCCAGUCAGUGUGAAAAAUAUGACCCAGACAGCUGCCCAUACUGUGCAAAAUCAUUGCGGAAUGAGCCUGAGGCAACAGACAAUGAAACGCUGGAUUCAGACAGUGAGGGUGUUUAUGAGUUCACUCAAGAUGCCCAUUACAGUGACCAAAGAGACCCAGAGCGCUCAAAUCAGAAAGCAAACCAGAUCUUUUUAUUAUGGAAGAUGGUCUGUGAAACUUUUAGCAAAAUUGUGGACAGCAAGUACUUUGGUCGUGGAAUUAUGAUAGCUAUCCUAAUCAACACACUAAGCAUGGGGAUUGAGUACCAUGAACAGCCUGAUGAGUUGACCAAUGCCCUGGAAAUCAGCAACAUCGUCUUCACCAGUCUCUUUGCACUGGAGAUGCUUUUGAAGCUGCUUGUACAUGGACCAUUUGGCUACAUCAAGAAUCCCUACAAUAUCUUUGAUGGAAUCAUUGUUGUCAUCAGUGUUUGGGAGAUUGUGGGCCAGCAAGGAGGUGGGCUUUCAGUGCUUCGAACUUUCCGUCUGAUGCGGGUCCUUAAACUGGUAAGGUUCAUGCCUGCACUACAGCAUCAGCUGGUGGUCCUGAUGAAGACGAUGGACAAUGUGGCUACAUUCUGCAUGCUUCUUAUGCUCUUCAUCUUUAUCUUCAGUAUAUUAGGGAUGCACCUGUUUGGCUGCAAGUUUGGCAUGGAGAAAGACGGUGAUACAGCACCAGACAGAAAAAACUUUGAUUCUCUCCUUUGGGCCAUUGUCACAGUUUUUCAGAUCCUCACUCAGGAGGACUGGAACAAGGUGCUUUAUAAUGGAAUGGCAUCGACAUCCUCCUGGGCUGCCCUUUACUUCAUUGCUCUCAUGACCUUUGGCAAUUAUGUGCUGUUCAACCUGCUUGUGGCUAUCUUAGUAGAGGGCUUCCAGACUGAGGAAGUUUCAAAGCGAGAAGAUGUGAGUGGGCAGUUAAGCUGUAUUCAGCUGCCUGUCGACUCGUCUGUGGGAGAUGCUUCCAAAUCAGAGUCCGAAGCUGACUUUUAUUCCCAGAGUCUAAAGGAUGAUAGCGGAAGUAAGAAGGACCUCACGAGCUCGGCAUUGAUGCCUUUUAGUGGGCCUGGAGAGCUCAAAUGCAGUCUGACUCCACCUCUCAUCACUCACACAGCAGCAACACCCAUGCCUGUGCCAAAAAGUGUCCUUUAUGGAGAGGCUGCACAGGGAGACCAAUCAAGAAGGGGGAGCAGUGUCUCAGUUGAACCAAAUGCCUAUGACCUAAAGUCACCGUCAAGUGCUCGCAGUUCCCCCUAUGCUCCCUGGAGUACAGCCAGUAGCUGGAACAGUCGACGCUCAAGUUGGAAUAGUACUGGUAGGGCACCAAGCCUAAAACGCAAGAACCAGACAGGAGAGCGACGAUCCCUGCUAUCAGACGGAAAGGAAAGCUCUGAUGAGGGUGAAGCAUCAGAUGAUGAGAGGCCUAGUAGGGCUGGCAGCAACAAUGGCUCCCUUCAUCGGCGAAUGGAGUCACUGGAAGCAAAGGGCUCGAUUGACUUGCCAGAUACCCUACAGGUGCCCUACCUUUUCCGUUCUUCUAGCAUGCUUAGUGGCCGAAGUUGUCCAUCAGACCGUCAGGAGUGCAAUGGCACCACCUCACCUGUUGCAAUGUUGCACAAUUUGCACCUGGAUGAUCAGCGGCAUGAUGAAUAUGAGAAUGAUGAUGAUGAAGCUAACAUGAGUAAAAUGGCACGUAUUCAAGCAUGGCUUCGAGCGCAUCUGCCACAGUGGUGCAAGGACAGGGAUUCUUGGUCACUCUACAUCUUCCCACCAGAUUCCAAGUUUCGUGUGAAAUGCUGCAAAAUCAUCGGCCACAAAAUGUUUGACCAUAUUGUUCUGGUGAUUAUCUUCCUGAGUUGCAUAACCAUCGCAAUGGAACGACCCAAGAUUGACCCCCAAAGUGCAGAGCGGAUUUUCCUGACUGUUUCCAAUUACAUAUUCACAUUCAUUUUUGUCGUUGAGAUGACAAUCAAAGUUGUGGCUUUAGGUUGGUGCCUAGGUGAGCGUGCUUACCUGAAAAGCAGCUGGAAUGUUCUGGAUGGAAUGUUGGUUAUCAUCUCAGUCAUCGAUAUCCUGGUAUCCUUGGUAUCUAACAGUGGCACCAAGAUUUUAGCCAUGCUACGUGUUUUGAGGUUACUGCGGACCCUCCGACCACUCAGGGUAAUCAGUCGAGCGCCAGGACUAAAGCUGGUAGUUGAAACAUUGAUGUCAUCUCUGAAACCCAUCGGUAACAUAGUAGUGAUCUGCUGUGCAUUUUUCAUUAUUUUUGGUAUUCUGGGAGUCCAGCUUUUCAAGGGGAAAUUUUUUGUCUGCCAAGGUGAAGACAUCCGAAAUGUCACCAACAAGACUGAAUGUCUUCAAACCAACAACCGAUGGGUCCGCCACAAGUAUAACUUUGAUAACCUGCUGCAGGCACUGAUGUCACUCUUUGUUCUUGCUUCCAAAGAUGGAUGGGUGGACAUUAUGUAUGAUGGCUUAGAUGCUGUGGGUGUGGACAAGCAGCCCGUCAUGAAUUACAACCCCUGGAUGCUCCUGUAUUUCAUUUCCUUCCUGCUCAUAGUGGCUUUUUUUGUGCUCAACAUGUUUGUUGGGGUUGUGGUUGAGAACUUUCACAAGUGUCGGCAGCAUCAAGAAGCAGAGGAAGCAAAGCGACGGGAGGAGAAGCGCCUGAAACGUAUGGAGAAAAAAAGAAGGAAUGACAUGCAGCUCGAUGCAGCAUCGGACAGCUCUGCCAGUGCAGUGCAAGAAGCACAGUGUAAACCAUAUUACUCAGACUAUUCACCUGCUCGUCUUGUCAUCCAUAAGAUCUGCACCAGCCAUUAUCUGGAUUUGUUCAUCACUGUUGUCAUUGGCCUCAAUGUUAUCACCAUGGCGAUGGAGCAUUAUCAACAAUCAAAGAUUCUCGAUGAGGCACUGAAGAUCUGCAAUUACAUAUUUACUAUCAUCUUCAUCUUGGAAUCCAUUUUUAAAUUGACUGCUUUUGGCUUUCGACGAUUCUUUAAGGACAGAUGGAAUCAAUUAGAUCUGGCAAUAGUUCUACUUUCCAUUAUGGGAAUCACUCUGGAAGAGAUUGAAGUCAACCAGUCAUUACCCAUCAACCCCACUAUCAUACGAAUCAUGAGAGUCCUGCGAAUUGCUCGAGUUCUGAAGCUGCUGAAGAUGGCUGUAGGGAUGAGGGCCCUGCUGAAUACUGUAAUCCAGGCACUACCUCAGGUUGGGAACCUAGGCCUUCUCUUCAUGCUGCUCUUUUUCAUCUUCGCUGCUCUUGGAGUAGAGUUAUUUGGUGACUUAGAAUGCAAUGAAGAUCACCCUUGUGAAGGUCUUGGCCGUCAUGCAACAUUUAAAAACUUUGGGAUGGCAUUUCUAACACUGUUCCGAGUGUCAACAGGAGAUAACUGGAAUGGAAUAAUGAAGGACACAUUGCGGGACUGUGGUCAGGACACAGGAACGUGUUACAAUACAGUGAUCUCCCCCCUCUAUUUUGUCUCCUUUGUGCUGACUGCACAGUUUGUCUUGGUGAAUGUUGUCAUUGCAGUACUAAUGAAGCACCUUGAAGAGAGUAAUAAGGAGGCUAAGGAAGAGGCAGAGCUGGAGGCGGAGUUAGAGGCAGAGCUAAAGAUCAUGAACAGCCCACCCUUGAGUCCUGAUCCUGUUGUUUGGGCAGGAAGUGAAGGAGACAGGUCUGACAGCCCUGGUGGACCAAUUGACCCCAUGCACAUAAAAAUGGAUUCUCCUCUCUUUUUAGAAAGUUCAGUGGAAAGAUACUUGUUUGACACAGUCUCACUGCUGAUCCAGGGUUCACUGGAAGGAGAACUGAAGCUUAUGGACAACCUGUCUGGCUCGGUCUGUCACUACUAUGCUCUGCAGCCCCCUGAAAAGCAUUUCUCCGACAAGCAGGGUGAGCAGGAUUGGAAAGAAGAAGUGAAGAACACUGUGUCAGAGAAGAAUCUGCUGUCUGUGAAAAAGCCGUGUGUGGGGCGGACUCACUCUUUGCCGAAUGAUAGUUACAUGUAUCAGCAAUCAGAAGCAGUACCAUGUCCUAGGCAGUCAUCAGAUCCUACGCCACCUCACCAGAAAUCACAAACAGGCUCUACAGCAUCAGUCCAGUCCCAACCCGCUGACACAGGGAAACAUUUCCAAAUCCCAGCAGACCUUUUCUGCCCCAUAGAACCUCAUUGCAAAUCUGACCAGGAUAGCAUUCCCAAAAUUCCGCCACCCAGGCGGUCUAUUAGUUCACAGAGGAUGCUGCGAAGACAGGUGGCAAUAAGGAACGACUCCUUGGAUACCCUUUGUACUGAAAGCAGAGAGAGUAUUCAGCUGCACGCUGCAGAUGGCUCUUUCACAAACCUGCCAGAAGAAUCACAACCAUCUGUCAAUUUACUGCCAUCAACACCGAAUGAGUCUCCUAAAUGCAGUCGAUCAAGUGUUUACACUCAAAAACAUUCCCAUAACCAGUACAAUGUUAAAAAUUAUCCUCCUGCUGGAACCAGAAAUCAUUUCCAAGAUUUAUCUACAGAUCCAGCAGAUCAGGAAGUUUCACGGAUCAACAGUUUCAAGGAGACAUUCAGCUCUGGAGCAUCUUCAGACUAUAGUGGUUAUUCAUCUUUCCAUUCCUCUACCCUUAGAAGACAUCCAAGCAAUGUGAGUCCCUUUGCCUUAAAGGACCUCAAAAAAUUUUACAGUGUUGACACCCAAGGCCUUUUGGCUAAACCAUCUUCAUGGCUGGAUGAUCCUAGGAGACAUUCAAUAGAAAUUUGUUCUUCUGUAGAUAAUAGCCCACAGCACCAUUCAACCUCAAGUUCUUCAGGCUUCAUUAGCCAAGUACUGAGUGAAAUGGAAACUUUGCAGGCAUCUCGACAAAAGAAGAAGAUGAGCCCCCCAUGUAUAUCCAUUGACCCACCAGAUGGGCAGGACUUACUGCCUAUAGGACCACAUGGACGUUCUUCUCCUAGUGUGGACACUUGCUUAAGGCGGCGGGCUGCAUCUUGUGACUCCAAGGAUUCUGCAGACCUUGGAGAUACAUUAGUUCCAGACACUUCUGCUUCUACAGCUCCAAAGAGGGACCUACUAACUCUUCCUAGUUUUUCCUAUGAAGAGGCAGAGACGGACCAGUAAGUUAAUAUAAUUUGGUUAGCAGAGCUGCUUCUUUCUGUAUUUGUUCUUCAGAAAACAGAUGGCACUGGAGACAAGUUCCAAAGAAAGACUAUGAUUAGACUGCUGAAACUUUUGAAAGGCGUAUAACCUCACGUCUACUUACCGGAGCAUCUACUGUGCUUCAGUAAGAGCAAUACUUUGUUCAGAAACUACAUGUAUAUUAUAUUUUAUGAAAAUAAUCAGCUAUAAUUUCACAAGAUGUAGUAAAUUUUGUGAAUAAAGACUUGAUGAAUUCUCUUAGUACUUCAAUCCAGUCAUAUGAUCUCAGAAUGUUUCUGAGGUCAGUAUGUUCCUUUGCUAGUCUCAACACCUGUAUUCAUUCAAACCCAUUGUUUGUAAAGCACAACAUGUUGCCAAUAGUGCAUUAUAUAGUAAAAUGCAAGAUAGGCUACCAGAUUUAACAACGAGGAAGACUGAGUGACUGUGUAACUAUUUUCUUUAUGUUGAAAUAACUCUUUACUUUUCUGUUGAAAAAAAAUGGAUUUCAAUGUUUGACAACUGGCAUUCAUUUUAUACUUUUGUUAAAAUAUUUCUAAGGGUAAAGCAACUUUUUUAUUAUUUAGUGCACGUGUGUUGUUGCUGGGAGGAGUUUAUUUAUCCGUUAUUUGGGAAGGAGGUAAAGGCUACUAUCAGACUUUUUGUUUGUUUUUGUUUUUAACUUUAAUCUGAAUCUACAACAAGUUAAAAUAUGUUCUUAUUUUCAAGUUUGUUCUUCCCACCAGUAAUUUUGUCUCUAUUAGCAUUUUGGAAUAUGCUGUUAAUUAUAGUUGCACCAUUAAGUUACAAACCAGUCUGAAACAUUGUGGUUAAUGAGAGGACUCUGUGUGAAAUAUGACAACCAGCAAAAUACUGCAGAAUUGUGAAAGGUUCUAGUAAGCCAUCCAAAUGUCUGAUGCCUAUUAGUCUAAUACUUUCGUCAGUGUUUUGAAGUGCAACAAAAAUGUAAUAACAGUCAAAUCUGUUAUCAAAACCAUUAUCCCUUUUAAUUCUAAUGUGUACACAUCAUCCAUUUACUUCCUUUAUACAGUGCAAUAUAUUGCCAGGUAAACUCAAAUAACUCCAUAAUGGCUUUGAGUUGUAGAGUUAGAUCUCAUUAGUAUUAUGACUGGUUAACUCCCUUUGUGUGUUAUAACUCCGAGUAAGAGUGCUGUACAGAACUGGUACCUGGCUCACCAUAUCCUUAUUUUCAUUUCUAGAACUUUCUAUUUUCAUCACCAGCAGCAAACAGUGUUUCCUAGAUAAAGAUAUGCCUGGAGCAUAUUGCAUUUCAGAGAUAAAAUGUUUUAAACAAGGUCUGGGUUUAGCAAACUUAUUUUACAGAAAUCUACACAGCUUUCUAGGGGACUGUAAAUUAAUAUGAACCAGUUUCAGUUUCAGCUAUACUAGAAAUUAUUACACUGGUCUGUUCAUAAUGGAUCUGUUGAAUUAGCACAGAUUGCUGAAGAAGUAUGCAAGGAUGCACCAAUGCAACAUUAUUUUCCAAUGUUUGCUUUUAGGCUAUGUUUGACCCUCAUGUUCCAAGCCAGUGUGCUGAUGGGUGUCAGUUGCUUAGUAUUAUUAGAAGGCAGAGGCAAAACUAUGGUUGUGUGAACCCAGUGCAAAGUGUUCAAAUGCCAGUACUGUAUUUUAUGUUUGAACUGAAAUGCUACAGCACUCUGUGUGUGCUGUGAACUGCAGGAAUUGCUUGCUUCAUUUUAAAUGAGUUUUUUUUCUCCACAUCUUAAAGUUAAAGGCUAGAGGGCAGAAGGGCACCAGCUCAGGUGGCAGCACUGGGUGCCAGAGCUAGCUACACCUCUGGCAAGAGGUAGAAGCUGCCCAUACACCAGUAGAUAUUAAACACAUCAAUACCAGUGGGAUGCUGGUAUGCUUAGUAACUGGAAAGCCUCAAUAUUAGACUAACCUGUGUGGUUUUGGUUCAUAAAGAUGGCUUAAGGAGGAGUGAAUAAAAGUAACAGAAUUCUAAAGGAAUAAGGGGGGUGGUGGUGUUCUAUACUGAGAUGACCUUUCUAGAAAGUAUUAUAUAACAGUCUUUUGACUGAAGUCUGCAUUUUUAGUUAUUUAUUGUCUUUCAUUUAGGUAAAUACUUUCAAUGGCUGACAAUGUUUACUAUCUACUAUCUAGGACAUCUUAUGAAAUCCUUGAUUUGAGAAGUCACUGAACUUCCAAUGUACAAAAAACACCUUCACUCAUCUACUUAAGUCUAUGUUGGUGUUGUAUGCAAUUUAAUAUAGCAAAAGAAGUUUGAAACCUUACCUGUCAGUAAAGAGGAAUUUCCAGUUAUUAUAACUCAGUGAUCAACACUGUGGCAAAUAUUUAAGUUCCCAGUACCCACGAACCUACUUUGCAAAAGAAGGGAAACAACACACGUAGGGUAGGCCUAGGAAUCUACUUUAUUAUUGUCUGCAUUCACAUGUUGUUUAUAAUAGCCAUUAAGAAAUAUUUUAAUAUAUUUGGAACAAACUGUUCUCCCAUUUUCUGCUUAUUUUAAACAUAUCUGAUUAUCAUUGGCUCAGCAUUAUCUCAGGAUUGUAAGACAUAACAGUAAGUUACCAUUGAAGCAGUUUUCACACAUACACACACACACACACACACACACACACACACAC
Messenger RNA from Protopterus annectens (West African lungfish), 8729 nucleotides. Its product is annotated as voltage-dependent T-type calcium channel subunit alpha-1G-like. Gene Ontology annotation, biological process: calcium ion import; sodium ion transmembrane transport; positive regulation of calcium ion-dependent exocytosis. Gene Ontology annotation, molecular function: voltage-gated sodium channel activity; low voltage-gated calcium channel activity. NCBI's taxonomy places the organism in Eukaryota, Metazoa, Chordata, Ceratodontiformes, Protopteridae. Gene Ontology annotation, cellular component: voltage-gated sodium channel complex; neuron projection; plasma membrane. The record is from RefSeq and is a predicted model, not a curated record. Bases 31 to 6084 code for a protein of 2017 amino acids. The transcript has 31 exons.